CAGUCAUCGCCAGACAAUAAAGUGUCGGCGCUUUCGGAGAUAACGGAAGUGUUUCACAGGGAAAGUGAGCGGACUUUCUAUGUGGGCGGCGCCGCGAACAAAUUGGACCUUGGUCCAUUCUUAAACACCAAGGACUUUGAUACGGAUGACUACGAGGAGGCCUACAAAUGUAUUGAGAAAAUACGCGAUCCUAUUUUGAAAUGCACGGAUGAUAAUAGUGUGAAAAUAUCGCAAAUUAACCCUGAUCAGUACCCCAAUCACUACAACUGCUGUAAAUCGUGGAUUUAUUUUGACUGCAUCGCCAACACUAACCAGCGGAUAUGUAGUGAGGAUGAGCAAGAUGAAUUGAGAGAUUAUGUGCAAGAUUACAAACAGUAUCUGAUGAGCAAGGACAGACUAUGUCGUGGCUAUAGAUAUGGUGACAAAGAAUGGCAGUGUUUUAGAGAUGAUUGGGUGACUAAUACCCCGGACUACUCGUCUACACCUGCCUAUGAAUCCAGUACCACAAGUGGAUACCAGUCCACACUUUACUACGGGUCCACUACUACACGUCGACCCCAUCCCCAUCCGGACGACGACUCGAUUACAAUCAAUAGAGUUGUUGUGAAGGAACUGGUCAUCAAAAACCUGCGCUUAUCUAUCGGUCCCUUUGAAUCGGGAGGGAAUGGUAUGGAUUGGGAUCUAAAGGACGUAGACGUGGAUGAGUUGGCCGACAAACUUAAGAAACUUAAACAGGAAUGCUGCUAUGGAUGGAUCUUCAUUGACUGUAUUAAGCAAACUGACAAGAGUAUCUGUAGUGAUGAUGAGCAGGAUAACUUAAAGGAUUUUAUAAAUCUUUUGAUUUAUGGCGCUAAUAAUGAUAAGUGUUAUGACUAUAAAUACGACGACAAAGAGAGGCAGUGUUUUAGUGAUGAUUGGGUGACUAAUACCCCGAACAACUCGUCCACAACUGACUACGGUUCAACAUCUACAAGUCAAUACCCGUCCACAACUGACUACGGUUCAACAUCUACAAGUCAAUACCCGUCCACAACUGACUACGGUUCAACAUCUACAAGUCAAUACCCGUCCACACUUUACUACGGGUCCACUACUACUACACGUCAACCCCAUCCCCAUCCGGACGACCCGAUAGUUAUAAAUAAAGUUAUUGUGAAGGAACUGGUCAUCAAAAACCUGCGCUUAUCUAUCGGUCCCUUUGAAUCGGGAGAGAACGGUAUGAAUUGGGAUCUAAAGGCCAUAGACGUGGAUGAGUUGGCCGACAAACUUAAGAAGCUUAAACAUGAUAAACCCAUUCAACGGAAACUAUUGCUUAGAGGGGCUUAUAUUUGGGGCUCAUGUUUGCAUACAUUUGGCACUACAUUGGGAAUCAAAAGUCUGUCCACUUAUGGCUUAAACCUAAAAACAGGUUUAGCUCUGGUAUUACCGAAUUUAGUGAAGUACCCUGGUAUGGCUAUAGAAGUGGACGCCAAUGGGAAUAUUGUGAAUACAUUGCAGUCAUCGCCAGACAAUAAAGUGUCGGCGCUUUCGGAGAUAACGGAAGUGUUUCACAGGAAAAGUGAGCGGACUUUCUAUGUGGGCGGCGCCGGUAACACCUUUUUGGGAAAACUUACGUUGUCAUCACAUGAGAGCAGAAACCGAAACGUCGACGAGAUCUCGAAGAAUGUGUCCAAAAGUGGUCCACAAAGACAUCGACCGAAGGAGAGACUCAGCAAAAGACAGAAACUGUUGAAUGCAUUGAGUCUUAAGAUUAGAUACGAGAAUGAGUUUCAAGACAAUCGCCGCCAAGAGUUGGCACCAAUUGAUGGCAAACAAUACAAACAAUGGCUGAAUGUCUUGAGGUUUGAAGACAGCAGCGGUUCCGAAGACUUUGACAAACAGUACCGCAAAGUACAAGACAUUUGCGACAUAUAUAACGAACUCUUGAGGACUUCAUUCCGAGUGCCCACUCAUCUCACUGAAGAUCACAUGCGAGACCUGUUAGAGCUGGACCUCAAGCACGAGAUCCGACAACAGAUCCACUUCUUGUACGACUUGGAACUGAUUCGGUUCGCGGAGAAGUGUCGCCGAAGAGAGGAAGUGUCACAAAACAAGGAGAGAUUGGAUCUGAAAAACAGUGGACACACGUCGAGGAUCGGUAUCUUCGACGAUAACAAUGAGAUAAUGUAUGGCUUAUGGCAUAACACUCUGUUCACCAGAAUUAAGCCGACGGUCGGCAAGGAAUACAUCACCAGAACUCGUCUCAAGACAUCUGCGCUUUUCGGACAAAAACUAGUCAUUGACUUCGGAUUUGAAAACUAUUUCACUGGCAUUACAUCCAAACGAGUGAUGAGUUUU
This is a messenger RNA of Oppiella nova, 2337 nucleotides long. The record is from the annotation of a GenBank genome assembly. NCBI's taxonomy places the organism in Eukaryota, Metazoa, Arthropoda, Arachnida, Sarcoptiformes, Oppiidae.